AUGUCCUACGAUCUCAACAUACCAUUUCUUUCUUCUACACCUACCCCCGAACUUGAACGAACAAUUGCCUUUCUUGCCUCUCUAGGAUACACCACCCUCGCCCUCUCCCAAACACACAACGCCUCUUCCCUCCCGUCGCAAGUAACAAACACCAUUCCCCUCCCGCCGGUCCUCAAAACGCCCUCUAAAACAACAAUCCUUCGCCGCUGUACCCUCAUCCUCUCCGAUCCGGCGCACAACCCUCGUCUAACAGUCCUCUCCCAAUCCUACGACAUGCUCGCCUUGCGCCCUACAACCGAAAAGGCAUACCUCUCAGCAUGUCUGUCGAUGCCCGAGAUUAGCAUCAUCUCUCUGGACCUAACGCAGAGAUUUGGUUUCCACUUCAAGCCUAAACCGCUUAUGACGGCUGUGAAUCGCGGGGUACGAUUCGAGAUUAAUUAUGCGCAAGCGGUGCAGGGUGAUGGGCCUGCAAGGCGAAAUUUUAUAAGUAAUGCCAUGGCUAUUAUUAGAGGGACAAAGGGAAGAGGAAUUGUGAUUAGUAGUGAGGCUACGGAUGUGAUUGCUGUGAGGGCGCCGGCUGAUGUGUUGAAUUUAUUGGGAGUUUGGGGUUUGGGGAGGGAGAGGGGACUAGAGGCUUUGGGAGUAAACCCGAGGGGUGUAGUUGUCAAUGAGGGACUUAAAAGAAGUGGGUUUAGAGGGGUCAUUGAUGUCGUGAAUGGUGGAGAGCGACCUGUGGUUGAAAAGAAAGAAGGAGGAAAGGAAUCGGCCAAGACAAAGACAAAACGAAAAGUCGAGGAGACGACGGUCGAAGGAACACCACCAAUAAGCAAAAGACAAGCCAAGAGGAUGAAGUUGGAAGCAUUGAAAGCUUUAAAGGCAAACGCGUCCUCACAAUCCCAAAAAGAAGGAUCAUCAUCAUCACAAAUCAAAACUCAAAUACAAUCCAAAGCAAUGACUUUAGAUAGCACCUCGAAGCUAAAACCCAAAGGAUAA
Molecule: messenger RNA, 993 nt
Organism: Hymenoscyphus albidus
Lineage: Eukaryota; Fungi; Ascomycota; Leotiomycetes; Helotiales; Helotiaceae
Source: the annotation of a GenBank genome assembly